AUGGCUUCUGCACUCAACAGCAAAAUUCACGCACCCGGGACUUGCCCGGGCUCCAAAGCUGAUGCCCACGGUAGCGCCUGCUGGAGAAUGGACUGCGACCCAGAGAUGCACGUGAAAAUGUGCAAGAAGAUAGCCCAGCUCACCAAGGUGAUCUACGCCCUGAACACCCGCCAGGAUGAGGCCGAGGCCAGCAUGGAGGCGCUGCGGGAAGCGCACCAGGAGGAGAUGCGGAGCACCGUGGCGGAGACCAAGGCCAGGCUCCUGCAGGAACAGGGCCGCGCGGAGGAGGAGGCCCUGCUCCAGCGCAUCGAGGCCCUGGAGGGCGCCCUGGAGCUGCAGAAGAGGCUGACCCAGGAGGCGCUGGCCCAGUCGGCCACGUGCAGGCUGGAGACCAAGGAGAGGGAGCUGAGGGUGGAGGCGGAGCACGCAGAGCGGGUCCUCACCCUCUCCAAGGAAAUGCUGGAGCUCAAGGCUGACUACGAGAAGAGGCUCCGGCACCUGAUGAGCCACGAGGCUCCCCAGUGGGGCCGGCUGUCCCAGGAGAGCCCUGACCCAAAGGCAGAGCCGAGCUCCGGCCCCGAGAUGCGGGAGGUCCUCCUGGAGGUGGAGCGGCUGCGCGUGGAGAACCAGCAGCUGAGCAAGGACUACGCCAGGAAGGCCGAGGAGCUGCAGGCCACCUACGAGCGGGAGAACGAGGCCAUCCGGCAGGCCAUGCAGCAGUCGGUGAGCGAGGCCCUGUGGCAGUGGCAGGAGAAGGAGACCGACCUCCGCAAGAACUUCCAGGUCCAGGAGUCGGCCCUGCAGGCCCAGGUCAGGAAGCUGGAAGGGGACCUGGAGCACAGAGGUCGCAAGAUAAGUGACCUGAAGAAGUAUGCCCAGAAGCUGAAGGAAAGGAUUCAGGACCUGGAUGUGCAGCUCAAGGAGGCUCGACAGGAGAACUCGGAGUUGAAAAGCACUGCGAAGAAACUUGGGGAGAAGCUGGCCGUGGCCAAAGACAGACUAAUGCUGCAGGAAUGUCACGUGACACAGAAAACCGACGACAGGAAGACAGAGCGAAUUCCAGAGAACGAAGUCUUACGGAAAGCGAACGACGUGGAGGCCCGCCGUCCCCGUCCUCAGCAGGACGAGAACUUGCCCAAGGAGUGUCCGUGUACGAGAGGAGGCACAGAGACACAGGCCGACAAGGAGGCGCGAGUGGAGAUGGAUUACAUGAAGCAGCAGUAUGAGGAGGAUCUUCGCAAGAUCAAACACCAGACAGAGGAGGAGAAGAAACGUCUCAAAGAGCAGCUAGUGAGGCGCCUGGAAGACCUGGUGAAGACGCACACGGCGGAGAUCCAGUCGGUGCGCGCGUCCGUGGAGGCCGAGAGGAAGAGGCUGCAGGCGGAAGUAGAAGCACAGUUGGAGGAAAUGAAGAAGAAAUCAGAAAAUGAAGUCAAGCAGCUAGAAGAAGAGAAAGCAGCCCUAAAUGUGAAGCUCCAGAAUUCCCUGCUCCAGGUUUUAAGGCUGGAAGAAUUUAUCCAGCAGAACAAGGUAUGUCCUCAAAGAAGCAAGGACUGGCCCCCAGAACAGGACUGCCCGGCCCGUGGCGCUUCAGGGACCCAGGAUCCAUGCUUGAAGCUGAAUGAACCUUCUCAGAUGCUGCCCAGAGGAGAAGAGUACCCAGAUAAGUUAGCAGCUGAAGAAGGACGCAGCAAUGACGAAGAGGACAGGGUCGAAGUGCCCCCCAAGGAAGGCGGUGACCUGCAGUCUCCACGGGGCUCUGUGCUGCAGGAGAAGGCACCUGAAAUCCAGCGUCUGCGGGAGGAGUGGCAGGGCCAGAAGGCCAGGUUGCAAGCCCAGGCAGGUGUCCAGCUGCAGCAGGCCCUGGAGCAGUGCGCGGGCCACCACCGGGAGCACCUGCGGGCGCUCCGGCCGCUCUGGCUGCGCUCGGACCGCGAGCGGGAGGAGUUGCAGCGCGAACUGCAGGAGACCAUCCGGCAGAACUAGGCCAGGAAAGCCCAGCACGAGGCUUCCCACCAGCGAGCCCUCCGCCUGCCUGAGAAGGCCAACAAGCAAGCGCUCAAGGCCACAGAGGAGCUCUUGAAAAAGGAAUCCAGCCACAGCCUCCAGAUCCAGCACCAGGCACACCUGCUGGAGCUGCAGGCCUUGGAAGAGAAGGCCCAGCAAGAGCUCCAGGGGGAGCAGGAGAGGAUGCAGGCUCAGCACGCUCUGCUGCUAGAGUCCCUCCGGCAGGAGCUGUGGGAGCAGCAGGCCGUCUGCUCUGAGCACCAGAAGGACUUGGAGGCGCUGCGGGCUGAGCUGGGGGCGCUGGGCAGCUGCGACAGGCGGCAGGCCAUCGGCCAGUGUGCCGGGGACAGCGAAGGCCACACCGACACCGCGGAGGAGCGGGAUGGCCCAGGGCCAGCGGGCCCCCCGAAGGGCGCUGAUGAGCAGCCUGCGGGCGAGGGGUGCCUCCGCCGCGAGAACUCCCAGCUCAAGGACACGGUGCGGCGGCUGCGGGCCGAGGUGGAGCAGCACCAGCAGGAGGCGCUGCAGCUCCGCGAGCAGCGCAGGUCGCUGGAGGAGGACCAGCAGGCCCAGCGGGCCCGGGAGGUGGAGAUGCUACGCCAGGAACACCGGAAGGAGAUGCAGGCCAUGGUGGCAGACUUCAGCAGCGCUCAAGCCCGGCUCCAGGCCCGGCUGGCUGCCCUGGAAACCGAACUGAAAGAUUCCGGAGAGAAGCCAGGGAAGGGGGCGUCCAGGCCGGAGGACGUGCAGCUCAUAGGCCGCCUGCAGACCCGCUUGAAGGAGAGAGAGGAGAUCAUCAAGCAGCUCACGGAGGAGAGGAGAUUCCACUAUGCAGCCUUCCCCAGUGCAAUGUCCCAUCGGAACCGGUCCUUCUCCUUCAACCCUCACCCAGGCUACCUGACCCCUUCCAUGAAGAAGAAGAGGAUGGAGGACGUGCCCAGCCGAGUGGUCAGCGUGCCCAACCUCGCCUCCUACGCCAAGAACUUUCUGAGUGGUGACCUGAGCUCCAGGAUCAACGCCCCCCCAAUAACGAAGUCACCCAGCUUGGACCCAAGCCCCAGUGGUGGCCGGCCUUACAAACCCUCCCAGUCGCUCGAUGUGAAAACUGCCACAAGGACACAAGAUGGUGAAACAGCCGAACCCAAAGAAGCCCAGCAGAAGCAGGGCUCUGCCCACCAGGAGUGGUUUACCAAGUAUUUUUCCUUCUAAAUGGAUCCCUGGGA
Molossus molossus (Pallas's mastiff bat) is the source of this 3230-nucleotide messenger RNA. It is a transcript of the gene FAM184B, whose product is annotated as family with sequence similarity 184 member B. The transcript is spliced from 18 exons. NCBI's taxonomy places the organism in Eukaryota, Metazoa, Chordata, Mammalia, Chiroptera, Molossidae. The record is from RefSeq and is a predicted model, not a curated record.